GUGUUCGCUGCUGCAAGGUAUUGCUGACAUAUGUAACCCUCCUGGUCGCUGGCAUACGUGAUAUGUUGCUCUUCUGUAGUUAGGCAGUCCAUACAGUGAUCAAUAGCGUUAAUCCCCUAGUGGGGCACUGUGAUCAUGUUCCCAGCAUCAGAAAAGCCGCAGAACCCAUGGAAGCUGGUCUUGGUGGGACUUUUGGCGCUUGCAUGCGGAUUCCUGACCAUGAACUUCCAACAUAUCCUGCGGACAACGCACUUCCACCUCUCCCUCGAACACCACCACAAAAUGACGGCCUUCUGCGCCUUCACCGGCUGCAAGCUGGAAGAUCCCGCUGCCGCCGCCAAGGCUGCUGAGGAGGCGGCUGCAGCCGAGCGGCUGGCCAACACCACUCGCAUCAUGAUGACUCGGGUGUGCGGCUCGCCGGCAGUGGACGGCUACUCCCACGUGGUUCCCAAGUGCCUGGAGGACUCCCCCACCGCCCGCUGGUGGGCCGAGUACUACGCUGCGGGCGGCAAGCAGGCGGACCUGGUGGUGCACAUCGAGAAGCAGGCGGACUACGAUGGGCUGGCAGUGUUCUGGGGCAUCAACAACAAGAAGAAGUCGGUGGAGGAGUGCGCGGAGCACUGCAAGAACCACAUGCCGGAUGUGGUGGAGGGCCCCUUCAAGCACCUGCCCUGCAACGCCUUCGCCUUCUGCCCCGACGAGGUGUGCUUCGAGCCGGACGCGCACCACCACACCAAGGGCGACUGCUGGCUCAAGUUCACGGAGGGACCCGCCAACCCCGAGGUCAACAUGCGCGGCGUGCUGCCCGCCAGCUACCGCAAGCGCCACGCCACCUCGCCCAACGCGGUGCAGUGGCAGUCGGGGGUGCUGCUGCCGCCCGGCGUGAAGCUCACCAACGGCACAUGGGGGCCGCGCUGGUCGUGGUGAGGAGGAGGAGGUGGUGGUGGUGGGUGGCGGUGGAAGGUGGAGGUGUGGGGGGUGCAGUCGAGUGCAGGUGGCCCUGGUUGGGUGAGGAACAAGGAGAAGUGCAGCGAUUUUGGGUAAGGGAUAAGGGAAGGGGUAAGGGAAGCCUGGCGUUUUGGUAGUGGAAGUAGCAGGGGAAAGGGAGUUGAGAAGGACCUGGGUGUGCGAGGAGGUGGUCUGAUGCGACCAGGGGAUGCAAGGCAGGACAGCGCGUGUCGUCAUGGGUGUUACUAUAGUGUUGCUGUGCGUCUGUGGCCUUAACCACUCGAAACUGACUCGGGUGCGUGCGAAUACACACGCCGCGUGCCGGCCGCUGCGUUGGUGCAGGAGGGUGGGGGGGGGUACUGUACAUGCUACGUACCUUGUGAUUCACGUCUAUGGCUCGAUCUGUUAAAAUGCUGCGGAGUGGUUACAUCUUGAGUAUCCCUGGACAGCGCUGAUCCUCGACAGCGCUUUGGCUGCUGCCUUAGUGCCGGCCAGCUGAACGUGGACCGCAACAACGGGCAGUGCUUGCUUUGCCACAUGCGCUGCUAUUUUGAACCAUGUGACUCACGGCCUUGGGAAAGUCCUAUUGUGUCGUGACUCUAUGGUCAGCAUAUUACAGCGCAAUGCAACCAAGCGUACCAUC
Molecule: messenger RNA, 1591 nt
Organism: Astrephomene gubernaculifera
Lineage: Eukaryota; Viridiplantae; Chlorophyta; Chlorophyceae; Chlamydomonadales; Astrephomenaceae
Source: the annotation of a GenBank genome assembly